Molecule: messenger RNA, 3746 nt
Organism: Cydia pomonella (codling moth)
Lineage: Eukaryota; Metazoa; Arthropoda; Insecta; Lepidoptera; Tortricidae
Exons: 4
Coding region: 190-669 (159 amino acids)
Source: RefSeq, a predicted model, not a curated record
GUGUGUGUGUAACGGCCGAAAAAAAGAAAAAACGUUACGAAGCCGUCAAAACUGUACACGAUUGAUUUUUACCAUUUUUUGGCAAAAAUGUAUUAACUAGUGGUAUUUUUAUAUUGCAUUAGCAAGUUAGUCAUCUAGUUAAUAAAACAAACUGAUUAUAAGUGUUUUGUGCGCCUUCACUUUUAUACAAUGAAGGAUCCCUUUGUGUCAGACUCUGCGAUCGAUUCUCCAGCCAGAGAAAGCCUCAGAAACGUCGAUGGAUGUUAUAAUAAGAACUUAUUUAAGAAUAAAUCGUUCGCUAAUUCCCGUCGUGCCUUACAGUCCGGCGCUGACAAGAUUUCGAGGACUUUUAGAACAGUUAGAAAUACUUUUGGUAAUCUGUCACAGCAUUUCAGGCUGGGCGGAAGGCGCCGGCAUCGCCUUGCGGAGACUGGUUCUCCUUGCAGAACUCCAUCCACUCCUGUUACCAAGAAAAAACAGGUACUAGGUAGGAGUCCCGCUAAGUUGUACAGUCCGUUUGGAAUAGAGACACCUCACAGCCGAGACUUCAGGAUGUCUCCGUACAUGCCUGAUACACCAGAUCAUGGGUUAUCACCAAAACGACGCAAAGGCGUGACUCAUUCAUGGCACAUCCUCGCCAAGAAGAGACCGCGAGCGCUAUUCCACUGAUGCCUUUCCAUACCCACAAUAUAUCCCACCGCUUAUAUGUAAGAUUAUAUAGCUUUGUAUUGUCCAUAUUAUGCAAUUGGUGCUAUAUUUAGGCGGAUCUUUGUUUUUUUGUCUAUUUUUUCGUCGGAUUUCGAUAUAAUUUGGUGAGAGUUCCAUAUUCUGUAAAAUAUAGCGCAAUUUCGCAAUUCUAUAAUGUCUUCCUCUGAGUGACGAAAACGUAAUGAAUUUUCAUAACUCGACGGAAUAUUUCAUUAAACGUAAGUUUAGUUGUGGUUUGGUGUUUAAAAUGUACCAUACUAAAAAAAAACCAUAUUUUUUGUCCCAAAUUGGGAUUUUGUGUUUGUUCCGUCCAGAAUGGGGAACUGAUCAAAUUUUAUCAAUAUAUGCCGAAAAAAGAAAUGGAAAAAAAAAACAAAAAUCAGCCCAUUAGGUUUGAGGUUUACUGAGUGUAUUUGUGGAUGCUUGUGCCCAAAAUAACAUAUAUGAAAAGUUUCAAGAUUCCCUGUAUUGCUUAGUCUGCGCGGAAAGAGAAGAGUUGUAGAAUGUAUGGGCUACCUUAUAUUCCACGACUCUUCAUUCCGUACAGACUAAAUGCAAAGGGCAUGGUGGGCUUAAAGUGACACCUAUAACGUCCGUUUCAUAUAUUCCUGUGAUUUUUUCGCAUUAAACUCUUAAGCCCAUUACCAAUGUCCAUAGGAUGGCGCCACGCCACUACACAUCAAUACGGUUUUUUUUAAUAAAUAACUUCCGAAUUCAUGUAAUUAAUUUUUUUUUGCGUAUUAUGAAGCCGGUGUAGUAAUUAUAAAAAGUAAUGUAUAAUUUUUUAAUUGAAAAAUACGAGUAUGUUAUUUUGGGUACUAUCAUCAAAGCUGGUGCUCAAGGAAAGAAUGUCGCAUUAUUAAGCAUGUUAACGCUCAUAUUAUUGCCAGCCUUUCAAGUAUUAUAAAAUAAUAUUGCACCAGGAAAUCAAAAUUUUACUGAGCUGUGACUGAAAAAUAUCAAAGAUAUGACAGAAUUAAUUUGACUGUGAAUCCAUAAUAUUUGUGCUCCAUUGUGGCUAAUAGCCGUAAAUAGACUACCCCAACGGACAGUGACUAACAUUGACCUUGGUGCGGUCAAACUAUCUCUUUCUCACUCUAACUUAUAGCUGCGUCCUAAACGCGCGUACGGCGACCAUUUUCCACACUGUCGAUUUGUGCGCCGCACCGCGUCAAGGUCGCGGUCCGGUGCGGUAAUCUGUAGACGCUUUAAUUAUUGGAGUCGGACCAAGCUAGGGUUGCCAUACGUCAGAAGUUCCCCUGACAUGUCAGGAUUUUUGGCCCUUUGUCAGGAUUGCGGAGGAACUUGGCGAGUGUCAGGGUUUUAGCUAAAAGUUUGGAGUUGGGCAGAAGUAAGUGAGGGUUAUGCUGUAGCUACAUCAUAUGGUGGCGAGCUAAGGGGCUAGUGGGCCUUAGUGGCCCACUAGCCCCUUAGCUUGCGUGGGUAGGUUUUGGAAUAAGCCGUCGAGGAAAUGUCAUGCCGGAUUUUAGUGAUGUCAUGAUAUUUUAUUUUUCCAUAUGGCAAUCUUGGACGCAGCUAAGUCAGUCCAGACUACAGUGACAGAUUAUAAAGGCCAGUCCAGACUGAGACGAUUUUCGCCCCAUCUGAUUAAAUUGCCUGAUCAAAUCAGGUGGUGUGUGGCCGCAAACGCCAAUUUGGCUCGCCGAUUCCACUUUAUUCGAUUGUCAGAUUAUGACCGAUAAAAUAUAUGGAGGUGCGCAAGAAAACCAAUUUCUGACACUUAGUAAGCGCGUUUGGGGCAUUAUUUUUAAUUUAGAGCGCCGAAAUAUACCAAUAAAUCUAAAAUUGGUGAUGAAAUUGUAGAUUGAAUAAUAUUUAUUUUCUGAUCAAAUCGGUCGAUUGAUCAUCCCAUCUGGACGGGCACUUAAAAGUGCGACCCUAAACAUCAACUUCUUAAACAUGUCACUUCCACACUUUGUCUCUGAAAAAUUGGCGCAGAGUUAGUUUAGACAGACUCUAAAUGUGUUAGAUCUGAAAUUUAGAUCACUAUCAUUUUCUUAAAACAAUUAUGACAAUCCAGUAUUAGAUAUGCCAAAAUUACGCUUCAAGGCUAUAGAAUAAGUUUUUAUACAAUGUACGAGCUACGCUUCGCUAUGACAAUAUUAUAGGCUGCUAUAUUUAAUAUUUAGGUAGUUACCUCGGCUGGAAUCUCGAGUGUACCUUGUUGGUAGCUCUUCAGUAUUUAUUUAGUAAUUAUUUGUAACAUAAGGCAAUAAACACAUUUAUUGGUUGUCGGAAAGUAUAUGACAUUACCAUUUAAGUUGUGAUUAUAAUUCCCAAUUUGAUUUUACUUAAGAUUCAAAUAGGAUAAGAAUGAUAGAUAUCCUCCUAAGGCCCAAGGUCCUACCUAUGGUACUUCUUCAGUUCAAGGAAAUUUAAAUGAUAUUGUAACAAUGUCGCCUUUGCAUUGUUUCGUUCAAUUUUCAAACAACGAUUUCGGUAUUAAGUACGGUCACGUCUGAAAAUUUCGAUACGAAAAAGGUGCCAAAAAUAUGUAUACACGAGUUUGUUGCCCGUUUUUGGCACAUUUUUCUUAUAGAUAUUUUCAGACGUGACUGUACAUAUGGGUCAAAAACCGAUUAAAAAUCAUCUCGUGUAGCCGACACUACAUAAACGAGGGGCAUUUCUUAAUGGGCUAUACGGCAUUCGCAAGUAUAGCUAUACUUACUAAAAAGUAGUUAGACAUUUUAGUACUAACAUAACAAAAGAAAAACUUUUUUUUUUGACAAAAGGCGGGUCCACACAGAGCAGGCAAUUUCCUCGCGCACAAAACGCCCAAUGUGGGCCCGCCUAAAUACUUUUUAUCCAUUUGUUUUUCUACCUUAAUUCAAACAGAAUAAAGUCGAUAUUUCAAACCGCUCAAUCGUAUUCAAAUGCCAAUCACAAACUUAUUCAUUGGGUACUACUAAAAUGCUACCUACUAAGCUAUCAUAUACCAUAUACUUAAGUAAUUACCUACUAUAAUGCGUUUUAUUUUAUAUAAAUAUUAUACUGAAUAUACGAUUUUUUUCCAUAUA